Messenger RNA from Sporothrix brasiliensis 5110, 936 nucleotides. Its product is annotated as large subunit ribosomal protein L15. Gene Ontology annotation, molecular function: structural constituent of ribosome. Lineage: Eukaryota; Fungi; Ascomycota; Sordariomycetes; Ophiostomatales; Ophiostomataceae. Gene Ontology annotation, biological process: translation. The coding region runs from base 1 to 936 and encodes 311 amino acids. The record is from RefSeq and is a predicted model, not a curated record. The transcript has 2 exons. Gene Ontology annotation, cellular component: mitochondrial large ribosomal subunit.
AUGGCACCACGAACGGCACUUUCGGGCGUCGCAGCUUGCUGCCAGGCGGCCGCCGUUGCUGCCCGGCUUGCGCGGCCUACCUCAUCGAUAACAUCAACCACCUCCAGGUCACCGUUGGUGCCUCUGUUUGCCGCAUUGACGAUCCAGACACGCGACGCUAGCAUCUUGGCCAGCUUACGGGACAACAAAGGCGCGCACCAGAAGCGCAUCCGUGUCGGUCGCGGUCCCUCGUCGGGCAAGGGUAAGACGUCCGGCCGUGGUCACAAGGGCCAGGGCCAGCACGGCAAGGUCAAGCCGUGGUUCCAGGGCGGCCAGACGCCGCUGAUCCGGACGUGGGGCAAGAAGGGCUUUGUGAACCACCGCGCCGACGUCAUGUCCGAAGUCAACCUCGACCGCCUCCAGGCCUUUAUCGACGCCGGCCGCAUCGACGCCACCAAACCGAUUACGCCGCGCGAGUUGAUCGAGUCGGGCCUUGUUGGCAAGGUCCGUGACGGUAUCAAGAUCCUCGCCCGUGGCAAAGAGGACCUGCGCACGCCCGUCGACCUGCUGGUGUCGCGUGCGUCGGCCGGCGCCAUCGACGCCAUCGAGGCCGCAGGAGGCAAGAUUGUCACGCGCUACUUUACGAAACAGUCGAUCAAGUGGCUGCUUGAGGGAAAGAGCGUCAUAUCGAGCACACCCAUGGCCACGGGCCCUGAGCACGUCGAGGCUGCCGUGGCCAAGUUGCGCGCGGCGCCGCAUCUGCGCCGGCUGCCGGAUCCCACAAGCCGUUGGGACAUUGAGUACUACCGCGACCCGGCUCACCGUGGUUACCUGAGCGACCAGCUGAAGCCUGGUGAGUCGCCGAGUUUGUACUUCAAGGUGCCUGGCGUGCAGCGGAUUGUGCGGCCGGGCGGCAAGGUCAUUAUCCAGAAGAAGGAGGAAGAUGUGCUGUUCUAG